AACUGAAACCAAUCUGUGCUGUAUUCUAAUGAACAUUCUGCUGGACAAGCUUCUUUUCAAAACAGUGCAGAUGCCUUGGACAAGAAAUUGCACACUCAGAUAGAUCAACAGUUGCCAUGACAACACAAGUUGUAACCAUAGCAACCAACUUUAAAGGUCAACAAGUCUAUGGAAAUGCUGCAAGUGAUCAUUCUGCUGUGUUCAGCAAUAACGACAAUAUGAAUCCUCAGGCUGAGUCUACUUUUGAAAGAUUUGUACCAGUGCAUGAGGGAAGUAUGAUCAAUAAUGAUGUUCCAGAUACAAGAAAUGGUGGUAAUAUUCAUGAUGCUGAAAAUAUAUCUCAAGAUGAGGGCAAAAAGGAACAGGAUCAGGAAUCAGUAGGAAAGAAUACAUCACAGUUAAAGAUGAAAAAGUCAAGACCAUCUGUCAAGAGAGUCAGGAAAAAACCAUCAGAGAAAUUAGAAAAACACAACAGAGGAAAGAAGCCAAUCACUUCAGAUGUAAAGGGUUUAGAGGAGAGAACUGCAAGAAAAGAUGGGAGUACAUCUGACGGAAAAGAAGAACCAAUGCGAACAGACGCUGAGAAACUAGAUUUAAACAGUAUCAAACAUGACAGUUCUUAUAAUAAAGAUCUCGUAAAUAAGCUUGACAAGAUAUCAGAAGUUAAGUUAACAUCAGAAGUGAAAGGGAAACAGAUUUAUAAGUGUACUGAAUGUGAUUAUCAGGGAUACAGAAAGAAAAGGCUCUCGGAACAUAUGGGAAGAGUCCAUGGUCUCCUGCCUAACGGAUCAUUGCCAGAAAACCCAAUGUUCUCUUGUGACGAAUGUGAGAAAACUUUCGUUUUUGAGAAAGAUCUGUCCAGGCAUAAAAAGAUAGUGCACCAUGGACAAGUGUUUGUUUGCCUUGUGUGUAAUAAGAAUUAUAAAUCAAAAUACGUGUACGAUAGGCAUACAGCAACCCACGCGGAGGGAUAUGUUCAGCCAAAGUUUAAAUGCCAAAUCUGUGAGCAGGAGUUUACAACGAAAUUUUCUCUGAGUUCUCAUAUAAAGUCAAAGCACCUCGGCGUGAAGAAGACUUACAGUUGUCCUACAUGUGGUAAAACUUUCAGUCAGAUCCGUUCAUACAGGCAGCAUGCCAAUGUUCAUGCUGGAAUCCGUCCAUACACAUGUGAGGUUUGUGGAAAAUCCUUCACGUAUGACAAAUCUUUAAAAGAGCACCGUUACAUGCACGAUACUGUGCGGAGAUUUCAGUGUACUGUGUGUCAUAAAGCUUUUCGCCAACAAACCUGUUUACUGAUUCACAUGAAAACACACAAAGAUAAGAAAGAUCACAUAUGUAGUGUGUGUGGCCGUGAAUUUACACAGAAACAGUCCCUUCUACGCCAUGAACGUAUCCAUACAGGUGACAAGCCGUAUUCUUGCAAGCUUUGCUUCAAGUCAUUUGGUGAUUAUGCAGUCAUACGUAAGCAUAUCAUGAUGGCGCAUAAAGCCGACAAAGACGGAUGGAAACAAUUUGCAUUGACAACAGAGAGCAAACGCUCUAAUCAUUAUAUAGACGGUGGUCCAGGAUAUGUCCCCCGUGAAUCGUAUGCAAAAAUAAAUGAGAAACC
Molecule: messenger RNA, 1609 nt
Organism: Ruditapes philippinarum (Manila clam)
Lineage: Eukaryota; Metazoa; Mollusca; Bivalvia; Venerida; Veneridae
Product: zinc finger protein 184-like
Biological process (GO): regulation of transcription by RNA polymerase II
Cellular component (GO): chromosome
Molecular function (GO): chromatin insulator sequence binding
Source: RefSeq, a predicted model, not a curated record